Messenger RNA from Cladocopium goreaui, 2007 nucleotides. The record is from the annotation of a GenBank genome assembly. Lineage: Eukaryota; Dinophyceae; Suessiales; Symbiodiniaceae.
AUGGGAUUUGCUCACAAUCCAGUCUCCGUGCAAGCCGUGGGUUGGGCAGAGGAUCAAGGCCGACGCCCAGAGAUGGAAGAUGGCUUUGUGUUUGUGGACCAGUUUGGUGGCAGCAAGCGCAGUGCCUUCUUCGCGGUCUAUGAUGGGCAUGGUGGGCGGCCAGUGGUCGACUUUGUCACACGGGAGCUACACGAAAACUUGCACAAGGAACUGCGAAGAACUGGCUCUCCAGCAGAUGCUUUGCUUCAGGCUUUCCGGCUGACGGAUGAAGACAUGCUCCGCAGGAGCAUCACAUCUUCUGGCUGCACGGCAUGCUGCUGUUUACUGCAGGAUGAAGCCAGGGGGCGAGUGAUCUACACCGCACACUUGGGUGACAGUCGAGCGGUUCUGGCGCGGAGUGGCAGCGCUACACGCAUGACGUCCAUGACCGACCACAAGGCGACAGAUCCUCUGGAAGCCAAGCGCGUCAUCGAAGCAGGUGGGCACAUCAUCAAUGAUCGUGUGAACGGCAUGUUAGCCAUGACACGGGCACUUGGUGAUCACAUGCUCAAGAUGCCGAUGCUGCCAAAUGAUGUGGUGAGUAACGUGCCGGACAUCACUUCUACGGAUGUCACCAAGCAGGUUUUCGGUUCCCGUGUCAAAAUGGUUUGCUGGGCCAGGCAUUCCACGAAACCGGGCUGUCGGUCACGUUCCCGGCACUUGGUGUCGGCCGAGGAGCCACGGCUGUUGGCCCGGACGGAGGAUUUGGCCUUGACCUGGAAACCCCAAGGAUGGAGCGAUGGCGGAAGAUCUUCUGAUUCGAAGGAUUUUCUGGCAUGGGCAAAAAGGGCCAUCUGGAGGAAUGAAAAUGAGCUGUUUCCGCUCUUCAGAUUGGGAAGAGCAAGCUGUGGAGUCAGUCUCGUGGCCGGCUCCAGCGAUGCUAGAGAUGUCGCAAGGCAAAUGCAGGCUGAAGGACUUCUGGUGAUGAGUUGUGCUUUGCUGGUGGCUGGCAGACCACCUGGGCUCUCCGGUGCGAUCUCAUUGGAGGUGCUUCGAUCCUCGCGGGGGCUGCGACAUGGACAGCUCAGCUUGGUCAGAGCGAGGGUGACGUCUGACAACAGCAGCAUGGGCCUCUUGAAACUGCGGGCUUUGCUCAGAGAACUGGGGCAUCCACCGAGAGGUCCUGGUGGUGGAAAGGCCUGGAACUCUCAGCUCACCAUCGACGGCCUCACGCUGCCAGGGCUUCGGGCGUCGGUGCCAGUGGAGCACCUGGAGCACUUGCAGAAGUUCAUGGAGGUGGACGCCUUGCGGCUGGAGAGGUACCAUGGCCCGGUGACUUCCAAGAGCCUCUUCGAUGCACACGGCAAUGGCUGGAUGAUCUUUGAGGGAUUGCGCUUGAAGCUGCGCUCCGAUGUCUUUGUGCCUCGAGGAGAAAGUCGACAUUUGGUCCAUGCGGCCACCAGAGUCAUAGAGCAACACUUUGUCAUCAGCGCUGAUCUUCGCCUGCUGGAUGUAACCAUUGGUGUGGGAAAUGGACUGUUGCCACUGCUGAAGAGGUAUCCAUUGGCCGAGGGUUGGGGCAUUGACAUCAACCCCACUGCCGUGCGAUUAGCCGACGAGAACGCCAAGCUGAACGACCUAGCGGACCGUUGCUCCAUGGAAGUGAAAGACUUGAAAAAUUGGACUUUGUCGAGGACGGUUGACACUGGAGGGAAUCUCACCAACCUCUACGAUUUGGUCAUUGCCAAUCCUCCGUACUCCUCCAGCAGAGCAGAACGUAUGAAGAGCUAUCAGCGAGACAUGGAUGCCGAAUCGUCCAGUGGUAGUCAGUCGAUUUUGGUUUCCAUUGCUCAGCUGGCCCUUUCAGCCUUAGCGCCAUCUGGACGGCUUGUGCUCCAAGUUCCUCGUGAAGAGACCACGAUCAUUGCUUGCAUUUUUCGCUUGCAUGGAGAGUUUGUCCUUGAAUCGAAGACAACGAACACGUUGACGCUCGCUUUGGGAGAGAAACCAGUACGAGUGUUGGCAUGA